AUGGCCUCCCCACCACCCCCCAAGCGCCAGAAGCAGUCCGGCCAGCGGACAGGCCUGCGCGAAAAACACCGCAACAACCAGGAGCGCAAGGAGGAAGCGAAGCUGCCGCAGAAGAAAUACUACCGCCAGAGAGCUCAUGCGAACCCGUUUUCGGAUCACCAGUUGGCCUAUCCGUCGAGUCCGAAAGAGAUGGUUUGGGCCAACCAUUUCCCGAAGUACUUCCCGAGCGCCAUAGCCGCGGACGGAGAUGCUGAGACCAAGCCGAGUGGGAAGCAAGUCGAGGUUGCGGAUAUCGGGUGUGGUUUUGGAGGACUGAUUGUGUCGCUGGCGCAGAAGCUGCCGGAUACUCUAAUGUUGGGAAUGGAAAUCAGGACCCAGGUUACGGAGUAUGUGGAGGAGCGGAUCAAGGCGCUCAGAAUACAACAUGAGGCCGAAGGCCAUUACCAGAACAUCAGUGUUCUCAGAGCGAACACGAUGAAGUUCCUCCCCAACAUCUACGAGAAAUUCCAGCUCAGCAAAAUAUUUAUUUGUUUCCCUGACCCGCACUUCAAGGCGCGCAAGCACAAAGCGCGUAUCGUCUCCCCUACGCUCUGCGCAGAAUAUGCUUAUGUCCUCCGCCCAGGAGGUAUUGUCUACACUAUCACAGACGUGGAGGAUCUACACAAGUGGAUGGCUAAGCACUUUGACGACCACCCACUUUUCGACCGCCUAACCGAGGAGGACCUCAAAGACGACGUGUGUGUGGAGGUGAUGAGAACAGACACCGAGGAGGGAAAGAAGGUUGAGAGAAAUAAUGGGAGCAAGUUUGUGGCGUGCUGGAAGAGGAGAGAGGACCCUGAAUGGUGA
This is a messenger RNA of Morchella importuna, 846 nucleotides long. RefSeq lists its product as uncharacterized. Lineage: Eukaryota; Fungi; Ascomycota; Pezizomycetes; Pezizales; Morchellaceae. The record is from RefSeq and is a predicted model, not a curated record. The transcript is spliced from 5 exons. Gene Ontology annotation, biological process: RNA (guanine-N7)-methylation; tRNA methylation. The coding region runs from base 1 to 846 and encodes 281 amino acids. Gene Ontology annotation, molecular function: tRNA (guanine(46)-N7)-methyltransferase activity. Gene Ontology annotation, cellular component: tRNA methyltransferase complex.